This is a messenger RNA of Haliotis rubra (blacklip abalone), 1344 nucleotides long. RefSeq names its product TM2 domain-containing protein CG11103-like. The transcript has 5 exons. Lineage: Eukaryota; Metazoa; Mollusca; Gastropoda; Lepetellida; Haliotidae. The record is from RefSeq and is a predicted model, not a curated record. Bases 57 to 650 code for a protein of 197 amino acids.
UUUAUAUCCGUUUUCUUUCCUUGUUUGGUCUCACUGUCAAAAGAUGACAUGAAAUUAUGUUCCAUCGACAUACAACAAGCUGUGUUUUAACGUUAUUUGUUGUGGUUUUAUUCAGCCCACCUUUGGUCAUUGGAGGUAAAGAUGGACCUGCUCUUGAUGAGAAUUAUUUGAUGGACGAAUCGACAGGGCACACCUACGAUCCUUAUGGCCCACUGAUAAACUGCUCAUAUUUACCACUCCAGUUCCUCAACUGCUCCGAGCCUCUUGAUCUGAAUGGAAAUAACACAGAGAGGAAACGGCUUGGAUAUGGGUGCUCAGAGUGGGGCAAUGAAAGAUAUGAGGAGGUGCAGCAAACAGCUGUGAUCUGUACAGCACUUCCUGGCAUUGAAUGCUUCGGGAACAGAACAUUCCUCAAAGAUGGAUUUCCAUGUAUAAGGUACAAUGGCCACUACUUCGUGACAACACUGUUGUACUCUGUCCUCCUGGGGUUCCUUGGUAUGGACAGGUUCUGCCUCGGUCACACAGGUACAGCAGUAGGGAAGCUGCUGACGGUGGGAGGCGUGGGGAUAUGGUGGAUCAUAGACAUCGUCCUGCUGGUAACGGGGAUGCUGAAGCCGGCAGAUGACAGCAACUGGGUCCCAUAUUUCUGAUACAGUGCUCCAUUUGGGAUGUAGUUGAAGAUGGACUUUACAUACAGAAGUCAACAUGUGCUUCUUGUCAAAUUGUUGCUCAAUAUUGUGCAGGGUUUGCAACUGAUUGAAUUUUUUUAGAAUUCUGGAAAAGUUUGAAAAGAAGUGUGAUGCUAUGUGAAGACCAUGCAUAUUCCUCACCAAUUAACACCUUAAAUUAAUAUAUCCUUUAAAAGAUUGAAAAUAGAUCUCUUGAAAAUCUUUCCAUCUUACGGUCGACAUAGGGUUAUCUCCCUUCAAUGAUUGACUGUUUCAGUGUGUGCCAAAUUUUCAGGUCAGAUUUCAAGAAGGAUGAUUUGAAAAGGCCAUAAUUAAACAUUAACUUUUGUGACUGGAAUUUUGUGGAUACCAGUUUCUGAAUGUAAACUGUGUUAAAUGAAAUCAACUGAUUGAAACUGAUGAACUCAUGCAGAAUAUUCCCUGCUGAAGCCAUUCUGCAGGCACAAACCAGUCUCUGUAUAUAGUCAAUGUUAGGUGUUCUAGUUGGGCUAUAGCUCCAAAUGCUGGCACUAGGAUCGUGUCAUUUUGUUAGUGUUAUAGCAUUUCAUUCUAUCAAUCAAGGGGGACUUAACCCAAAUUUUCAGGAAAACAUUCAGGAUAUUCUUAGAUCAUUGACAAUACAGGGUAUCAAAUCUCAAUAACACACUUGUGUCUC